Magallana angulata is the source of this 2976-nucleotide messenger RNA. RefSeq lists its product as uncharacterized. The transcript is spliced from 8 exons. NCBI's taxonomy places the organism in Eukaryota, Metazoa, Mollusca, Bivalvia, Ostreida, Ostreidae. Bases 1118 to 2839 code for a protein of 573 amino acids. The record is from RefSeq and is a predicted model, not a curated record.
GUUAUUGGCUCACUUAAUGUUGGGACUACUUUCGAUCCACGUGACUUUCAAAAAGUCACAUGAUAUAAAAGAUGGUGACACCGGUGAAACGGGAAGUUGUUUGUUUUAUUUGUAGAAACAAGAACUCAAGAAAUUAUAGUUUAGACAGCAAGAAAGCAAAAGAAGAUAAUUUUAUAAGUAAACUUACACUUCUCCUCGAUAACGUUAAUUAUAUAAACAAACUCUGUGUAAUUCCAACAACUGUAUGCAGAAACUGUUAUUCAAAAAUCACAAACGUACACGGCUAUUUACAAGAUAUAAGAAAUUGUACUUCAAAAUAUUUGGAAGAAGGAUCAGUUAGAGUGAAAAGAUGCGCUUCCUCGCCUUUGACCCCCAAAACCCCCAAUCCUGUGGCGCCCAAGGAUAUUUCGGGUGUCAACUCGAAGAGUAGAAAGCAGUUAAAACUGGAACCUGAUGAACCUGUACCAGAUGGUCCAAAAGUUGAGCCAGACUUACCGAUAAUGAAUGACCAUGGGUACAGCAUGGCAAAGCAGACCAAAGCAUUAGACAACCCAGGGAGUAAGAAGACUCUGGAGAAAUUGUCAAACAUUUUCUCUGACAUUUCUUCACAUGAGAUGCUCUGUGAAUUACGGUCUCUUUCAUCUACACUUACGUCCAGAACAGCAACUUUUGGGUCGGUAUUGUAUAAAUACAGGGAUGUUUCCAAGUUGGAAGACCAUGUUGGUAAUUUUACAGAGGAGAUUGUGGAGGAGAUGAUCAAUAGGGUACCAUUAUUAGUAAAGGCCAUGUUAGCUGUAGCAGUCCCUGCCAGUAAUGUGAUAAAGGAAACAAUCAUUCCAGCAUUAGCUGCAUCUUACAGCAUUCUGAUGAAAAACAAAUACGACAACCUUUCAGCAUUUCACAGAUUAACAUCAAUCAUUGCUAUAAAAGGAGGCUUAGAUGAGAGGUUUUCUUGAAUUGUUUAUCCUCUGCCAUUGAAAAUGAAGAAAAACAUGCCCAAACCAGACUGAACCAUUUAGGGUUGUUACUUUCAUGGUCAGUCCGAGUAUCAUUACAAGAGGACAUUCACAAAAAGGCAGAGAAGAAUAUUGUGGACACCAUAAAGUUGAACCCUUUAAUGAAAAUUACAGGAGACAAUGUUGAUGUGUAUGUGAGGACCAGUUCAUUAAAUAGGGAGAGAAGGAAUAAAGAUUUACAUUUGUUUGCCAGUAACAUCAUCUUCAGUAGGAUUGCUACUAUAGACAUGCCCAACACUCCUCCAGGUACAAAUGUAGAGCAGCUUAAAAGUGAACAUUUAUUAAUGACUGGUAUGGAGAAGGCCAAGUUUUUGAGUGCAUGUAGUGUUCUCCUAGCAAGAAUUUUGUGUAAAAUUCCUGCCUUUGAAAACCUGAAGAAGCAAAUUCCAGUUCAUAUUCCCCAUGAAUACAGCCAGAAGAUGUCCACAAGAUCUGAAGUUUUUCCACUUCCAAUUAUGUUCUUCAAUGAAUCCAAACAUGAGGAUUGUAUGGGAAUAAUGGACAGCUAUGAGAAUCAGCUAACCAGACUGUUUGAAAAUGCAUUUGGAAACAUAGAUGCGCUAAGAAGGUAUGGGGUACCUGUAGGUGGUGAUCAGCUGACUCGUGUGCGACUUCAGGAGGCCAAAAACAUACGAUCAUUAGCUGUCACUCCAGAGAGGCGAUAUGACGAUUUACAUCCAAUUGUAUGUGAGAUGUGGCAUUCAAAGCAAGAUUUUCUAGAGAAAUGUUACAAAAAGUUUUUUGGAGAAAAACAUUCCUCAAGCCAGGGAACUCUUGCCCACUUCAAGACCAUUCUUCACAGAACAGAUGUGAAUGGAAAAGUAAAGGGAAGGUUUAAGCCACAUUUCGAACUUUUGAUGCUUGUUGGAGAAUGCAUGGUCCAAGAACAGUUUCUUGAAUUUCUCAACAUGGAGUCUUUUGAUAGCCAACCAACACAUCCCAUGACAAAGGACGUUGAUGACCCAGAGAAUCAGAGAGACAACUUAAUGAAACUAAUUCAAGAGUUCAUGAAACACUAUGGUUAUGGUCAAGUAGACUGUCCUACUCCUAAAAAGGAUGAAGCUGACAAAAUUUGCAUCAUUACACGUGAAGGUCAAAAUAUACAAAUAGAGUUGGUUCCUACAAACAAGCAAAGUGAUGAGCUGUAUAAUUAUUCAGUACAGCUCUGCCAAUGGUACUUGCACCUAAAUGAAUUACAUGAUACUGCAAAAGAAGGAGACUUGAAUAGGACAAUCUUGAACUGUCAGUACUCACUACCCUUCUUUUUCUCUCACUCUAAACUUAGUAAAUACUUAGUUGAAAAUAUUGACUAUGUGUUGAAGUGCAAGUACCUCUUGAGCCCUUUGCAAAGAAUGCGCGUUCUUGAGGGAUCUUAUGUAAACAUUAAUGGUGGUCAAGGGCAAAAUGUUGAGAGUGAUCUGACUCAGGAACACUCAGUCUGCAAUCAGAAAAUGCUGAUUAAAUCUUUAGGAGCAAACAAAAGUGAAAAUGCAAUUAAAAGAGUUACAGGUGCUGCAGAAACUAUUUCAAAUAUCUGUGAGAAGUUUGAUGAGAGUCUGAACAUCAAACCAAAAUCUGGAAGUCACAGUAAACCUUUAAAUGAAUCAGACCAAAAACUAGUGUCACGAACAUUACGAAGACUUAGACCUUUCCGUUUUACACCAGGAAGGAAGUGUCCAGGCUUCAGUAACAUUGACAGUGUUCCUGUAACAUUUGAAAAACUACCAGACAUGCAUGCUAGAAUAAAUCAAAUUAUCUCUCGUCUCACAAAAGGUCUUCAUGUAAAUAUUGAUGAAAAUGAUAAUGAUUCAGAAGUGGAGUAGAUUUGGUGAAUGAGUUAUAACAAUAUUUUAUUUGAGCAAAUUCAAUGUUCUCAAGUUUUAUAUAAUGUCAUGUAUUUAAAAAUCAAUAUGAAUCAGUUAUGACAAUAUUUGCUAUUAAACAAUCAUCACAAUUACAA